Molecule: messenger RNA, 677 nt
Organism: Carassius carassius (crucian carp)
Lineage: Eukaryota; Metazoa; Chordata; Actinopteri; Cypriniformes; Cyprinidae
Gene: crygs3
Product: crystallin, gamma S3
Exons: 3
Coding region: 78-638 (186 amino acids)
Biological process (GO): lens development in camera-type eye; visual perception
Molecular function (GO): structural constituent of eye lens
Source: RefSeq, a predicted model, not a curated record
UGGCAGAGCAACUCAAUGUGAAACAUAUAAAUCUCGCUCAUUGCCCUUACAAUACACAGCAUACAUCAAAAGGAAGAAUGAAAUUAGCCCCAAACAUGGACAGAAUGGGAAAAAUUUUCUUUUAUGAGGACAAAAACUUUCAGGGACAUUGUUUUGAGUGCAGCAUGGACUGCCCAGAGCUGUCGUCCCACUUGAGCCAUUGUAACUCCAUCCGAGUUGAAAGUGGGGCCUGGGUCUUGUAUGAACGUCCAAACUUCAUGGGCUGCCAGUACAUCCUAACCAGGGGAGAGUAUCCUGAUUACCAGCACUGGAUGGGCUUCAGUGACUCUAUAAGGUCUUGUCGCAUGGUGCAAAAUCAUACUGGCAAUUUCCGUAUUUGUCUGUAUGAGCGGCCUGACUUCAAGGGUCAGAUUAUGGAGUGCAGUGAGGACUGGCCCUCUGUUUAUGACCGCUUCGGUCACCGUGAGGUACAGUCCUGUAACGUUCUGGAUGGGGCCUGGGUUUUCUAUGAGCAUCCUAAUUUCAGGGGACAUCAGUAUUUGUUGGAGAGAGGCGAGUACCACCACUUCACUGACUGGAGUGCCAUGCAUCCUACUGUCGGCUCCAUCCGACGUGUUCAAGAGUUAAAGGUAUUUUAAUAUGUAGUUGAUUGCUCCUUAAACUAUUUAAUAAUACUA